This is a messenger RNA of Penicillium oxalicum, 381 nucleotides long. RefSeq lists its product as uncharacterized. The transcript is spliced from 2 exons. Bases 1 to 381 code for a protein of 126 amino acids. NCBI's taxonomy places the organism in Eukaryota, Fungi, Ascomycota, Eurotiomycetes, Eurotiales, Aspergillaceae. The record is from RefSeq and is a predicted model, not a curated record.
AUGGGCCAGGCGGGCCAGGAGAUCCAGGCGACCCAGGCCAAGAACCAACUCGGGAGUCGGAGAAGGCAGAACGCUAAAUGGCUUGCGCUCACUGCCACCGUCCACUCCACCGCCUGGCGUUGGCACUCUUUGAUUGGUGUGAUGGAGUCUGAUUCUUUGAUCACCCUUGUGAUUGGUCUCUUCCUCGUUCGUAUCAUACUGUGCCCUUCGCAAAUGGAUGAUGGUGGAAUCGCUCAUAGGAAGGACUGGGGUGGUCGUGGGAAGGUCCUGCCAAUUGAAGAAGGAGGUGUCCGGACCCUUACAGAUCAGGCAGAAGAGCUUGAGUACAUCACGUGGAUAGCCACAUUAUAUACUGCAUUGCAUCUACUAGAACAUCAAUGA